GAGCGUAUUGUUGCUGUGCUUGGCACGUUCAUUGCAAUAUAAACACGAGUUCUUUUGCAUUCGGUGAUCCGUCUGAAUGAUUGAAGCGCUUGCGAAUUGCGAACUAAACCCGCGCGGCCGACGCAAAGCGAACACGCAACAGCAGCGUCUUGUCUGUGUGGGGUGUGGAAGAGCUUGCGAGCUCAUCGGAUUCCUCCAGUAGUUGAGUGCUGGUGCAUGGUGCAGCCCUGUUUCCCUGCUGUGGUGCGCGAUGUUUCUGGUCGGUCUCACGGGAGGCAUUGCGUCUGGGAAGAGCACCGUCGCCUCAAUCUUCCGAGAGCUGGGAUGCCCCGUCAUCGACGCCGAUGAAAUUGCUCGUCUUGUUGUGGAGCCAGGCCGGCCAGCGUUGAAGAAAAUUGUUGAAUUCUUUGGAGCGGAGGUGCUGCAUUCAGAUGGACGUCUCAAUCGCGACAAGCUCGGUGCCAUCAUCUUUGCUGAGCCACAGAAACGCCGACUGCUCAACUCCAUUACGCACCCCGACAUCCGACGGCAUAUGCUCAAGCAAAUCCUGUGGCACUUUGUGCGUGGAUACCACUAUGUGAUCCUUGAUGUCCCUCUGCUUUUCGAGAAUAAGACGAUGAGCAGAUUCAUCAAGCACUCCAUUGUGGUCUACUGUGACCCCGAGAGCCAGCUCUCUCGCCUGAUGCAGAGGAACUCGCUGUCGCGGCACGAGGCCGAGCUGCGCGUGCGAGCUCAGAUUCCGCUGGACCAGAAGCGCCUGCUCGCCGACCACGUGAUCGACAACUGCGGCGAGCGAGAGGCGACACGGCGGCAGGUGGUGCGGCUGCACACUCUGCUCGACGCCUCGCUCCACCACCUGCCCGUCCGCCUGCUCGCCGUGCUUGCCCUGAGCGCGGCGGGCGGUGUCGCAGUGUGGUUGCUCGGCAAAUUGUGCGUCGGAGCCGGCAGUGGCCCUUUGGGGCUGGGUUGAAAUGCAGGGGAGGGUGCUCGCUCGCUCGCUCGCUCGCUCUGGUUUGUGUGAAAUAUGAGGGCGAUUGAAAUUGAAAGGUCUGCACCGUUGUGUAGAAGAAAUGAAAAGUGGCAUGGAAUGAACGGUGGUGAUUUGUCUGCAAGCAAAUUUUUUGAUUUGGUCAUUCCGAUAUAAUCACCCUGAAUGUGACUGAUCUCGACAAAUCAGGUUGAGCCAAGGGUUUGGAUUGGGCUGUGAGGUGGCCAGGAGAUGGCAGUACAGCAAUGGAUAAAAGCCAUCUGUAUAGAGAUUUGAGACCUACUUCUGGUUUUAUUGGGUUUAAUGAUUUCUUCCAACAUGCUAUAAACGGUUAUGGCAUUGGCCAAACAUCACAUUGUCGGAUCCUCCUUGAAAAAAAUCUUGAGACUCAUGAUGGUUUUCUGAAUAAUGUACAUGUUUUUAUGAUUAUUAUGAACUAAAAUUGACUGUUCAGUUAAAUUAUACGUUAAAUAAUGAACAUUGUAUCGGAGUAAAUGAAUGCCAUAAUUUUCACGGGUGACGAAAAUAAUCAAAAUUUCAAGUAUUGGAAAAUUGAAAAAAAUUUGGAAAAGCCAGAAAAUUAUGACUCAAUUUUUUAACAAAGCCUAAAUCAUGUUUCCCUUCUACGUGACUUUACCGAAAGAACCAAGAAUAUGAAUCCCUGCAGUCACGAAAGCUUUAAAUCAAAAGCCUAAAUCCUAAGACUUUUUUUAGGAGACCUUGCAUUGGGAUGUUUUUAAAUCCUUUAUAUUAAGUUCGCUUGCUUGCUUAGGACCGUGCAAAUCUUUCGGUCGUUUUUUAACCCACUUCCCGUGAUUCAAUCAAGCUGACAUUUUGCACACAGACUCGUGCGAGACAAUGUUUGUGAAAAAUUUUUUCCUAAAUUUUACACUUUUUAGGCAAAAAAAAUUAUUUUACAUUUAUUCAAAUAGAACUCAUUCAUGGCUUUGGCUGAACGUCACAGUGUAGGAGCCCAGAGCGUAACCCCUCCACAGGCCGUGGCGGAGUAGCGCAGUUGGUAGCGCCCUCGCUUCCCAUGCCAAAGGUCGCGGGAUCGAUCCCCGCAUCUUCCACAGGCGAAUAUAUUUUUAAAUCCUUUAUUAAAUCCUUUAUAUUAAGUUCGCUUGCUUGCUUAGGACCGUGCAAAUCUUUCGGUCGUUUUUUAACCCACUUCCCGUGAUCCAAUCGAGCUGACAUUUUCCAUACAGACUCGUGCGUGACAAUUAAUGUGCGUGAAAAUUUUUUUCCAAAAUUUUACACUUUUUAGGACAAAAAUAUUAUAUUUAAUUACCAAUUGCUUAAUGGUGCAAUGCAAUCAUCUGACCCAUAGUUGGCAGCCAUCUCAAGCCAGAGGACGAGAGGACUCUAGCCGCCACGCAUAUAAAGGAUUUAUAGUGAAAAGCUUUGUUUUUACUGGUUAUACUUAUUGCCAAUUCCUUUUGAUCUCGCGUUUUGCAUGUGGGAUAAAACCAGGACACCUGAAGAAAACCCACACACACAGAGGAUAGUCACGUCAAAUUUUAUUUUUUAAACACGUGGACACCUUUCUGACACAAAUCUGCCACUCAAAGGAUAGCGCUCGAAGUUCUGGACAGAUGGUUUCGAGACCCGGCCUUUUGUACUGCCAUACUUGUUCCACGUAGCAAAUUUGACAGUUUUACGAAAACUGAUCAUCCAACCUUCAUCUGCAAAGCACACUAAUGUGUCUUGAUUUGAAGCUUUCGUGACUGCAGGAAUCCAUACUCUCUGGUUCUUUCGGUAAAGUCACGUAGAUAGAAAAAAAUAGCAAAAGAAAACACGACGUUUCGGUCGCAACACAAGCGUCCGUCUUCAACUGACUUGGAACCAAAGUGCACACUAAUGUGGUCACGUGUCGGCACGCCCAACUAAAACCAGAUAAAAUACAGGAAUAUCUGGAUUAAACCCGGACCAGUUCUGCCUGCUCGUGACUUCCAUAUGUUGUCUUGAGUAAAAUAAAUUGCGUGGAAGAGAAUUCUUCGAGUGACAA
Molecule: messenger RNA, 2996 nt
Organism: Lethenteron reissneri (Far Eastern brook lamprey)
Lineage: Eukaryota; Metazoa; Chordata; Hyperoartia; Petromyzontiformes; Petromyzontidae
Gene: DCAKD
Product: dephospho-CoA kinase domain containing
Biological process (GO): coenzyme A biosynthetic process
Molecular function (GO): dephospho-CoA kinase activity; ATP binding
Source: RefSeq, a predicted model, not a curated record